AUGUUGAGAAUAACCAGAUUAUCAACUAAACAUCAUCUUGUAUUUUUACGUUUCAAUUCAUCAUUAACAGGAGUAGCAAGACCAGAUGCUGGUCAAUUAAAUAAGAAAGAUUUACAAACUAAUAGUUUUGCUAAUCAAUCACCUAAUAGAAAUAUCACUUGGUCACCAUCUCAAGAAGAAAGAAUAGAAAUCAUUAAUAAAUAUCCUUAUAGAUUUGUUCAAAAAGAUUUACAAGAACAACCAAGACCUUAUGCUGCAAUAGAUUUAAUUGCUCAAGAACCAAUAAAAUAUUUAAAUCAUGAACAAGGAAAUAUUGCUGUUUGUGAUGGUAAUAGAGGUAGUACUUUACAAGGACAUCCUAAAGUUUUCAUUAAUUUGGAUCAACCAAAACCUGCUACUUGUGGAUAUUGUGGUUUAAGAUAUGCCAAAGAAGAAUUUAAAGAAAUAAUUGAAGCUAAUGAAGCUUAA
This is a messenger RNA of Candida dubliniensis CD36, 468 nucleotides long. RefSeq lists its product as uncharacterized. The transcript has a single exon. The record is from RefSeq and is a predicted model, not a curated record. Gene Ontology annotation, biological process: mitochondrial electron transport, NADH to ubiquinone. Bases 1 to 468 code for a protein of 155 amino acids. NCBI's taxonomy places the organism in Eukaryota, Fungi, Ascomycota, Pichiomycetes, Serinales, Debaryomycetaceae.